AUGUCUCUCAGCCCCGGCUCAGAAAUAUCGCUGGCGGCUGCGAUCGCUGCUCUGGGCGUUGAUAUCCUGGUCCACCCGAUCGACACGUUGAUCACUCGCACUCAGUCACCUACCUACAGGACGCACUAUAAAAACGCCAAUGGAUCAUUCAACCGGUCCCUCUUUCUUGGGCUGUACCAGGGCUUCGGCCCGACCCUGGUCGCCGGCAUGCCCUCGGCCGCUGCAUUCUUCACCAUCUAUGAGGGCUUAAAGAAGGCCUCUCAAGACGCUAGAGCAGCGGGCUAUCUCCAGGGCGUGCCGUUGCCAGUGCUCCACGGGGCCAGCAGUGCUGCCGCCGACCUCGUGGCCUGCGCCAUCAUCAACCCGGCGGAGGUUCUGAAGCAGAAUGCGCAGGUGUAUCAGCAAGGCGAAGGAUCGGCGAAACGCCAGUCACCCACGUUGAAAAUUCUCAAAACGUUCAUGAAAAGGCCGUCAAGGUUGUGGGCUGGCUAUACAGCCCUGGCAACAAGCAGUAUACCCGGGACCUCCCUGACGUUCCUGCUCUAUGAAUCUCUGGCGGCGAAGUUGCUGAAAAGGCGGGAGCAGAAGAGCGGGAAAGAUCAAGGAAGUAUAACACAGCAGAUCCAGGUUCACACGAUUAGUGCCGCCCUCGCCGGUGCUUCUGCUUCCUUUCUCUUCGUCCCGGUUGACGUGGUGAAGACGAGAAUGAGGCUUGUGGCCGGGCGCCAAGCAACGAUUCCCCGUUUAUUCCAACUUCAGUCAGGAUCCAAGGCAGUGCAAUAA
Messenger RNA from Colletotrichum graminicola M1.001, 783 nucleotides. RefSeq lists its product as uncharacterized. Gene Ontology annotation, cellular component: mitochondrial inner membrane. NCBI's taxonomy places the organism in Eukaryota, Fungi, Ascomycota, Sordariomycetes, Glomerellales, Glomerellaceae. The transcript is spliced from 2 exons. Bases 1 to 783 code for a protein of 260 amino acids. Gene Ontology annotation, molecular function: S-adenosyl-L-methionine transmembrane transporter activity. The record is from RefSeq and is a predicted model, not a curated record.